Drosophila sechellia is the source of this 459-nucleotide messenger RNA. RefSeq lists its product as uncharacterized. The coding region runs from base 1 to 459 and encodes 152 amino acids. Lineage: Eukaryota; Metazoa; Arthropoda; Insecta; Diptera; Drosophilidae. The record is from RefSeq and is a predicted model, not a curated record. The transcript has 2 exons.
AUGUCGGAGAAAGAAAACAUUCUCAACAACACCGCAGGUGGUUCCCCCGCGGAAGAGGACAAGCAGGAGGAGAAAGAGCAGGAGAAGGAAAAGCAGGAAAAGCCGGCAAAGAAAAAAUCUGAGGAGGCCGGUUCUUCACCGCCACCAAAGCGCAUGCGAGUCGACGAUCCGGACUGCGGAGAGCUGGUUCGGCUGCUCGUCGAGUUGGAUGUACAACAGGCAGAGCUGGAAUUGAGCGCUAGUGGCUGCGACUCAGGGAAUCUUGGUGGCGCUGGCGGCAGCAAUUCCAAUAAGACCCAACUGGAGUCCCAAGAGAAAGAGCACUACAUGUUUGGUGACACGGUUUACUUCAUCGUCACCUGGAAGGGAUCCCAGUUGGGGAAGCCGUGCCUGUUGAUCAAACAUGUGCACGACAAGCUACUCAUUGACUUCAUUACGAGCUUGAAGCUACAGGACUAA